Oppiella nova is the source of this 714-nucleotide messenger RNA. The record is from the annotation of a GenBank genome assembly. NCBI's taxonomy places the organism in Eukaryota, Metazoa, Arthropoda, Arachnida, Sarcoptiformes, Oppiidae.
AUGAAGCGAAAUUAUGGCCAAACAGUUUCUGUCCAUUCGGGGUAUACCACCAGGGCCUCGGUGGAUGUAGAAAAGCCUACUGGUGAAGAUCGGCCCAAUGCCGAUGAUGGAGCUCGUGAUCGGCCCGAUCCCCGGAGCGACAAGAGGGAUGGAUUGACCCUAGCCACAUCGAUGUUAGAUCGACUCGACGAGGACAACAUACUUGCCAAUGCCGUCGCAGCCCUCAACCUCAAUCGGGAAUCUUCUUCAGACAAAUGGGAAAGAAUUGAUGGUUCUUUGGAUUAUCUUGAUGAUUUUCCCCAUUUGUCUGAAGAAGAUCUCCGAUCAAUCACAGUGGGUAGUUACCAACUGAGACAGGCCCGAUCUUAUUAUGCGGAGCAUAUUAAGUUCAAUGGGAGUUAUGUGAUAGAUGUAUGCAAACACACUGGCGAUCUAUCACUUAGCUCCCAUGGCCUCUCAGUUGGAGACCCACUGUUGAUUCGAGGGCGGAUACAGUCUCGACACCGUUCUUCCAAUAGAUACUUUAUCUACAUCCUCAUCGACAAAGCAGUUCAAGUCGAUGAGAAGGACGGUGUCGAUUCUGUAUCCGGUUAUUCUUGUUCUUGCCCUAAUGGCCUCAGAACUGUGGGCUGUUGUGCCCAUGUGGCCACAGUUCUGUGGUAUCUCGGAUUUGGUCGUCACCAAUCCGAGAUCCUAAUUCCCGCAGAUUUUUAA